Molecule: messenger RNA, 2178 nt
Organism: Rodentolepis nana
Lineage: Eukaryota; Metazoa; Platyhelminthes; Cestoda; Cyclophyllidea; Hymenolepididae
Source: the annotation of a GenBank genome assembly
UCGUAUAUCCGUUCUUGUACCUCUUGCUUUCUCCGUCAUUUAACAUAUAAGAAAAUGUCAUUCAGUAUGGAUGAAAUAAAAAAAGCGCUGGAUUCGUCAGAAAAGCCAAGUAGUCCCCUGGAAUCCUUGGAUCUCGAGGGCAUCGCUAAAUACAUAAGCACUGGCAAAGCUAAAAACAUAAUCACUGCUGUUGGUGCGGGAAUUUCAACAUCCGCUGGAAUUCCCGAUUUUCGCAGUCCCAAAACUGGUCUCUAUAGCAAUUUGGAUGAAUAUGGUUUAGAUGACCCAAUGGACGUAUUUGACCUGAAUUUCUUUGAAGACAACCCGGAGCCUUUCUUUAAAGUCGCCAAAAGUCUUUACCACCCCAAUGCUAAACCCACUCUUGCACAUUACUUCAUUAAACUAUUAAAUGAUAAAGGUCUUCUUUUGCGAGAUUACACACAGAAUAUUGAUAUGUUGGAGCGUACUGCUGGUAUUCCAGAAGAAAAGUUGAUUGAAGCUCAUGGAUCGUAUAACACUGGGCGCUGCUUAAAGUGCAAAAAGAAAUAUCCAUUUGAAUAUUUCAAAAAAUCCAUUUUGGAGCAAAAAGUUCCCACUUGUUCUAAGGAGAAUUGUGACGAAGUCAUAAAACCUGACAUUGUGUUCUUUGGUGAGGAUCUUCCUAAAAGAUAUUAUAAGGGGGUUCAAAAGGACUUUAGAAAGUGUGACCUCUUGAUCAUAAUGGGAACUUCGCUCAAAGUGGCUCCAUUCAAUCAUGUUAUUGAUUAUCCCAACAGUAAGGUCCCUCGUCUUCUUAUCAAUCGGGAACUUAGUGAGAAUUCUCGCGCUAUUAAGCCACUUAAAUGUGGCGAAGAAGACAACCUAAGAGACGUCUUCUUCCAAGGAGACUCUGACGAUGGAUGCCUCAGGUUGGCCGAAUUGCUUGGAUGGAAGAAUGAUCUCUUACAAUUACAAGAAACUCGAAAUAAGGAAUUGGACGAAAAAUUCGCCGAGGAAUCGAGGCAAUCAGAGAAUUAUCAGCCAAUAUUUGCCGCCAGUUUUAAUAUAACUCACUUGGCCAACGUUGUUUGUAUCUUUCAGCACACUUUUUAUUACUCAAAAUUAGCUCUGAUCUCAAUGGAUGCAAUAAGAAAUGCCCUUGGUCUUUCACGCACUGAUUGUGCUCUGGAAUCUUUGGAUCUAGAAGGCGUUGCAAAUUUAAUUAAAGAAGGCAAGGUACGCAAUAUAAUCACCGCUGUUGGUGCCGGUAUAUCAACCUCUGCUGGAAUCCCUGACUUUCGUAGUCCUAGUACCGGAGUUUAUGAUAAUUUAGAAGAGUUUGACCUUCCUAGUUCGAUGGCUAUCUUUGAUAUAGGCUACUUUCAACGUAAUCCAAAACCAUUUUUCGAGGUUGCUCGUAGACUUUAUCGGCCAUAUGCGAAGCCCACAACAGCACAUUAUUUUAUCAGACUUCUUGAAGAGAAGGGCUUACUUCUUCGACAUUAUACUCAAAAUGUAGAUCAGCUUGAGCGUAUAUCAGGACUUCCAGAAGAUAAAUUGGUGGAGGCUCAUGGUUCAUUCCAUACUGGUCAUUGCUUGACCUGUCGCAAAGAAUACCCCUUUGAGUAUUUCAAAGCUCGAAUUCUCGACAACGAGGUUCCAAAAUGUUUAUUACCACAUUGUGGUGGUGUUGUUAAGCCUGAUGUGGUGUUAUUUGGCGAAGGUCUACCAUGCAAAUUUACGCAAGGCGUCAGCAAAGAUUUGCCCAAGUGUGACCUCCUUAUUAUAAUUGGUACAUCAUUACAAGUACUUCCGUUCUGCGGAAUCAUUAACUGCACGCGAAAAGGCGUCCCUCGACUCUACUUAAAUCGUGAAUACACUUCUGGUUCAAUAUCGGUGAAUUUUGUAGCACUUUUCUUGUCUGUUUCAGCUCAGUUCGUGCAUAACCUUAGUGAUAAGAUUUUUGGCUUCGUUUCCUUCAUAAUGAAGUGGAUGGUUGCUGGAAUGAGGAGUAGACCCCUACAAUGUGGAGUUCCAGGAAACAAGACAGAUGUCUUUGUAAAGGGGGAUGCGGAUGAGUUAUGUCUUCGAUUUGCUGAACUCCUUGGUUGGAAGGAUGAACUUCUGAACCUGCAAUCAACCAGGAAUGCGGAAUUAGAUCGAGAAUUCGAAGAGGAACGACAAAAAUCCUCACAUUAA